UAAUUAUUUUAUGUUUUGGCGAUAUUUGGGAAUUUACACCAAUGACGUCAUUUGUUAGCAAUCUCAACAAUAGAUACGUGCACGAGAUCGGGAUUUGAGGACCAAACGAAAAAGUGAAAAUGACGAAGGAAAGACAAAAGGAAACACCUAAUAAAGAUAAAGAAAAGAAUCCAAUGAGAGAAGUGCGAAUUCGCAAAUUAUGUCUUAAUAUCUGUGUAGGAGAAUCUGGAGAUAGAUUGACAAGAGCUGCAAAGGUGUUAGAACAAUUGACGGGUCAACAGCCAGUUUUCAGCAAAGCACGCUAUACUGUCAGAUCUUUUGGCAUUCGUCGUAACGAAAAAAUAGCAGUGCAUUGUACUGUCAGAGGACCCAAGGCUGAAGAAAUUUUAGAGAAAGGACUUAAGGUGAGUUUAUUGACAAAAUGUAUUUUAACUGUUUUGCAAUCAUUUGUCGGUACAUCGUCAAGUAGUUUAUUACGGAAACAAAUCACUUGACGAUUUAUCGUCAAU
Messenger RNA from Centruroides sculpturatus (bark scorpion), 509 nucleotides. Its product is annotated as 60S ribosomal protein L11-like. NCBI's taxonomy places the organism in Eukaryota, Metazoa, Arthropoda, Arachnida, Scorpiones, Buthidae. Gene Ontology annotation, biological process: translation. The transcript has 3 exons. Gene Ontology annotation, cellular component: cytosolic large ribosomal subunit; ribosome. Gene Ontology annotation, molecular function: RNA binding; structural constituent of ribosome. The coding region runs from base 120 to 494 and encodes 124 amino acids. The record is from RefSeq and is a predicted model, not a curated record.